AUGGCACCGCUCUACAAAGACCUACACAGCUGCAAAGGCACGCUGCACAGCAUUUCACCGAACAUGUGGGGCACCUUCCUAGAUUGCCUUGACAACAACGCAAAACUCACCCGCACGCCAGCAGGCUCUUGGCUGCCACGCAAUGCCCAACUACUUGAGGUCGGCAGCCUCAAAAUAGCAAGCAAAGCAGAUGUGCCUCUUGUGCCGCCCUCGCACAAACACCAAUGGCUCAGGCUUGCAGACCCGCACCGCUCUGAAGUUCACCUUCGGCACGAAAGCAAAUUCGUCCUGGCAUGGCUGCAGCAUUGUUUUGCACAUGAGCAGCCUCGCUCGCUGCGCACAGCACCACGCAUGCACUGCUACAGUGCGGCGGAUGCAUUCGCAGAUACGCACCGCAUGGGCAUUGGAGGCUGGAUCAGCACUGCCGACGCCUUCCUGUGGUUCAGCGCCAUCUUUUCUGCAGAGGAAGUGCGCAAGCAAUGGCCGCAACUGCAAGGCAGCCUGCAGCCUUACAUUGGCUGUUUUGAAUCUCUCGCACAGCUGGCACUGGCACAGUGCUCUUGGCAACUGCUACGCAGCAAACAGAUCCGCUUUGUUCUGCCCACAGCAUCCGACAAUACCAGCGCAGAGUCUGGCCUUAAUAAGCUCUUCAGCACGGCAGAGCCUCUAGGAACUUUUCUUCGCCUGGCGGCCGCCUGGGCGCAUCUGCACCGCGUGCAGUUUGAGGUGGAGCACCUCGCCGGCGAAAAGAACGUUUGGGCCGACAAGCUCAGCAGGGGCUCCACUGCCUUUCUUCAGCAUCGCACUGCUGACAAAGUAGAAGUCACGCUAGCGCAACUAGCAUCCGCAUCGCAUUGCGUCACAUUACAUGAUCACGCACUCGCGUGGCCGCAACGGCUACUUGACGCACAGCACGCAAUGCUUAAAUGA
Messenger RNA from Symbiodinium sp. CCMP2592, 930 nucleotides. The record is from the annotation of a GenBank genome assembly. NCBI's taxonomy places the organism in Eukaryota, Dinophyceae, Suessiales, Symbiodiniaceae.